Molecule: messenger RNA, 2208 nt
Organism: Pectinophora gossypiella (pink bollworm)
Lineage: Eukaryota; Metazoa; Arthropoda; Insecta; Lepidoptera; Gelechiidae
Exons: 3
Coding region: 1-2208 (735 amino acids)
Source: RefSeq, a predicted model, not a curated record
AUGGAAAAAGCGCUCAAGAAAGAUAAAAUUACCCACGCCGGCAGCCGGGAAACCGGUGAAUCCGGUCCAAGGUCCCCAUUCGUAUGUGGGGGGGACUGCGAACGCUUCGUGGGCUCGCAGAGCUCUCGUCAACCCGAGACAGACAUGGCGUUAAACGCCCCCACCGGACAAGACUCUCGCGCGUCAACACCGUCUGCGCUUUCCGAAGCGCGGGUGGUGUUGGAGCGCCUACCAACCACGGAUUUGACUCCAGCACGAAGUGCUGAUGGUGCUGUUCCUGGGCCAAAAGCCCAGAGACGUACAAGGCGGACCGGUCCUAGCCUCGUUUCAUCUUCGGAUGAAACGAGCAGUCUACGGACCGUUUGCUCCAUGGAGAGCCUAUCCUCUCUCCCAGAGGGCACACUGUGGCGCAAGCGCAAAACAGUUGUGCUCUCGGACCCGUCCUCUGACGAGGGGGACCGAGCUCCGGUAACGGAGCUCGGUUCACCCGUCAUGAGGGCGCGGGCCAAGAGAGAAAACCUAACAGUAGGUCUUGCCAAGGCCAAGGCUGAGCUCAACCGCGCCAGGCGGGAAGAGCUCAUGCUGGAGGCUGAAAUGGCGGUGGCUGAAUCAGCCAGAAAGGUCUUCGGUCUUCGAAGCUCCGGCACACCGCCGGAGACAAUGACGAAAGUGGCAGGAGAUAAUCCCGCCCCAGCACCUGGUACAGAGACGGUCGCCGGUCUCUACCAGAAGGCGAAGGAUGCUGCCGCGGUCAUAGAGAACGUGGCCAGCAAAUCGGGCAGACUAAAGGGCACCUUCGUCCGUGCCCUAAGGGACUCCACCAGGCUCAUCAUGGAGGUCCUAGACGUUCUCCGCUCCACGUCGGUGAGCGAGGAGACGCGCAAACUGCAGGCCGAGAACUCUCGCCUGCAGAAAGCGAUCGACGAGCAGAAGAAGGAGAUGGAGACACUCCGGCUGGAGAUGCGCCAAGUGAGGGACUCGCUGGGCGCAUCUCAGAGUAUGACACCGCCAGCACCAGCGCUUGCACCUCCAACGGAGACCCUGCCUGUCUCUGAGAGCCCGCUCCCGGAGCCGGCCCCAAGAGUUGCAAGCGCCAAACUGGCGAAGAGGACAAACCCGCCGCUGCGCGAGUGCAGUAGAGCCAUGUCCGAUACCGAUGGAGACCUUGCCGCGCAAAUCAUAAGCCAGGUGGGCUUCAUGAUGGAUGCGAAACUGGCAGGUCUCGAGGACAGGCUCCUGCCUCCCAAGACGAAGCGUCCCCCGCUAGCGGCGGACCGAAAAAACGCGCAGUCUUACGCUGCUGCGGCCAGGACCCCCGCUGCCUCGGCGAGGACCCCCGCAGCAGUAGCCAAGAAGGCGACUGCCACCGCAGCCGGCACCACACGUGCCACGCCGCUCGCGGCCUCUCAAGGCCCAGCCGCGGCUGCUAGUGGCCCAUCCUCCACACAGCCCCAGAAGAAGAGGAAGAGGGGUCCCAGGGGGAGGAAGAAAGGGAAGAAGGGAGGGAACGGCGGCCAAGUCGAGGCCCAACCCCUGCCUUCCGGGUCUGCCGGCGACGGCUGGACCACCGUCGGCAAAGGCCGAAAGAAGAAGGCGGCUCCCACGCAACAGCGCCCAAAGGUGCCCAAGAUGCGCACACCCCGCACAGCGGCGGUAGUGCUGCAUCUGCAACCGGCGGCAAUGGAGGGGGGAACCACCUAUGCGGAUGUCCUGAGGACGGCCAAGGCCAAGGUGAAUCUCCAGAGCCUGGGGAUAACCAACCUCAGGAUCCGCAAGGCGGUGACCGGCGCGAGAGUGUUGGAGCUCGCGGGCGCAACGAGCGCCGAGAAGGCCGACACCCUGGCUGAAAAGCUCAGGGAGUCGAUGAGCGGGGACGUGGUGAAAGUCUCCAGGCCCAUAAAACGCGCAGACAUGCGCAUUGUGGGCCUGGAUGACUCCGUCUCCGUUCAAGAGGUGGUGGAGGCAGUGGCCACGGCCGGCGGAUGUGCGACGGACGCCAUCAGGACCGGUGUCAUUCGCGAAGGCGCGGGUGGCAUGGGCUCCCUGAUGGUGAGCUGCCCUGUAGCAGCUGCUAAAAGGGUAGCUAAGGGUCGCCUCCUAGUCGGCUGGACCUCUGUCCAGGUGAGGGUGCUGGAGCCGCGUCCGCUGCGGUGCUUCCGAUGCCACGAAACCGGACAUGCGCACGCCAUGUGCGAGUCCGAGUUGUAA